AUGGGUUGUGCUGGUGAUACACUAACCCAGGACGGCGCGGACAACAGCGUGGCGGAGUCGCGCUGGUCUUGCACCUUGGGAACAGCAACGACGUGCGAGCUCCAAAUCGAGUUCGAUGAUUGUUUCGAUGUCUCGUACCUGAUGAUCUCCUUCAAGAACACGGCUGGGGUGGGCGCCCGACCACCCACACCCUGCCCUGUGAAAACCGAGACAGUCCUCCGCUUUGCGGCCAACGAAACCACCCGCUCUGUCCGUCUACCGUCUGUCGACCCAUUAGAUUUCCACGAGAGUGACGACGCCACACAGCUAUCGAAUUCUUUCGACGUUCAAGUCGGGUACGGCACGGUGCACACGGACUUGACGUCGCCAGGGACCGCCCUGGGCGCGGGACAGCGGGUGGAAAUCUACCUGGACGUGGACGAUCCCGAUAACGUGGUUGUUGCGACGCUUCCUACAAUAUCGACCGGUGCGAGUUUCGACAGCACGACCGUUGCGUGA
Molecule: messenger RNA, 498 nt
Organism: Ectocarpus sp. CCAP 1310/34
Lineage: Eukaryota; Phaeophyceae; Ectocarpales; Ectocarpaceae
Source: the annotation of a GenBank genome assembly